This is a messenger RNA of Setaria italica (foxtail millet), 1382 nucleotides long. RefSeq lists its product as uncharacterized. The transcript is spliced from 6 exons. Lineage: Eukaryota; Viridiplantae; Streptophyta; Magnoliopsida; Poales; Poaceae. The record is from RefSeq and is a predicted model, not a curated record. The coding region runs from base 243 to 827 and encodes 194 amino acids.
CCAGUCCGCCAGCCGCCCCCUCGCUCUCAGACGCCGCGACUCCUCUCUCUCUUCCUCCACUCCCGGCAGCCGCCAGACGCGCCGACGACGCCCGCCGGGGCGCCGCCCGCCCACCUGGCGCCCGUCCCUCCGUUUCCAACUCCAGGCGAGCCUCCUGUGCUCCUUCCCCCCGACGCGUCACUCCACAGGCUUCAAGAAGUCGUUGGGGACGAAGGGAGCCGGACGAGCGAGCGAACAACUAGAUGGAGGCGGUAGUGCGGAAGGUGCAGCAGCGGGUCAGGAAGGCGCGGGAGGAGAUGGACCUGUGGGACGACCUCAACUCCCGCCUCCUCACUAACUUCAACAGGGCCACAUCGGUCAUCGAUCGCCUUCCGGUGCUUGGAGAGGACAAGAAUUAUGGUGCCUUGCGUGGUGUGGCUAACAUCCAAGAGGACCUCAUGGGGAAGCAGAUAGAGAGUCUCGAACUCAUCUUCGUUUCUAUGAGGGAGACACUGGAGAAGUUCAAUGGCAUUGUGAAAGCUCUAAAUAAGGCUCUGCGUGAUACCAACCAGAUGGUGAGAGGUGGGUCGGCACUCACAGCGAAACAGAUGCAGUUACAAGUGGGAAUUUUGCCAACUAUUGCAGAAUGCUUGGAUGGGCUUCGAACAUUAUGCGAGAUGCACCAGGCUGAGUUUGCACUAAAAUCAUCCAUUAUCUCCUUGUUGACAUGGAAGAGCAGUUCCAGUGACAUUGUUGUACUCCGGCAACUCUUAGUAGACCAGCCAAACAUACCAAAAGACGAAGUUCAAUCCAUAUUUGAUGUUAUAUUUGCAGAUGAAAUUUGUUAACCAGCUCGUAUUUGAAUUGUUGAAGCCUUGGGCCCUAUGUUCUUAUCUAGCUGCCCACCCAAAUGAUGCCUCACUCAGUCUGAAACUCCAUUUUCGAUGAACCUAAUUGUUGAAGCAGUGCAACCAAGCCAUGUCUUUUUGCAGCAGCAACAGUGAUUGAAGACCUGGAAGCGGUGUCUUUGUUUCCAGCAAACAGUGGUUGAAGACUUGGAGCUGCCAUCGAUAACUUCUAAAGCAUAGGAAGCCAAUCUACAUUGUAGUUUAUACCAUAUUGCAAAUGACCUUUAUGCCUCUUGGUAUAGUGCCGCAUCUCAGGAUCUCAGCAAUAUACAGUGAUAAUCUGGUAGACCUACUGCAGUUACAAACACAUGUGGAAUAGUUGCCUAAAAUUUGCAUACGGGCACUGACCAAGGACAGCAUAAUUUUCUUUGUUGCAUUGGGAAUGUUCGCAGUGCCAAUGUAAUGCACCUCUGUUUGAAAGGCACAUUGGAUUUUUCUGUGAAGUUGAUCAUACCCUGAGAGAAGGAGAAUUAACUCGAGCAGACAUUUAUUAGC